Talaromyces amestolkiae is the source of this 4578-nucleotide messenger RNA. RefSeq lists its product as uncharacterized. The coding region runs from base 1 to 4578 and encodes 1525 amino acids. The transcript has 4 exons. Gene Ontology annotation, molecular function: beta-mannosidase activity. The record is from RefSeq and is a predicted model, not a curated record. NCBI's taxonomy places the organism in Eukaryota, Fungi, Ascomycota, Eurotiomycetes, Eurotiales, Trichocomaceae. Gene Ontology annotation, biological process: carbohydrate metabolic process; glycoprotein catabolic process.
AUGCGUUUCUCGGUCCUCCUGGCGUUGGUGGCCAGUACUGCGGCUUUGCCUACCCCUGACACUGUUUAUGAUGACGACGAUGUCUGCUACGUGGAAGAUGAUCUCGUUGAGCUUAUUCUAUCAUUGCCUGAAGGACCUGAAUUUUGCCGAGAUCUCAUCCAUAUUCCUACCGAUGUGACAACCAUCACUAAGCCGGCGACAGUGACCGUUGCUGCUCUAACGAGCACCAUAACAUCCCUAUUUACUACCACCCUGCCGGCGGAGACUGACUACGUGACCAUCACCACUACGGACGAUAAUGGGGCUCCAAUCACCAUCACCGAUGUCCAAACGGCACUUGUCACUGAUGUGGUUGCCACUGUUGCAUUGACUGAUGCAGUCACUCAGACCAUCGUCAACGAUCUUACUAGCGCAGUCACAGAGACCUCUACUUUCUUGACUACCGGCACGGUCACAGAGUUCGCCACGGAAACCAUCACUCAGCCCUUCACCAACACCGUCACUGAGUACGCGACAAUCCUCGUGACGGAUUCCGUCUACAGCACAUGGACCGACGUCUCAACUCAAACGCUUACCAACUCCCACACCGAAACCGUGGUCCUUUCCUACACUGAUACCAUCUUUGUGACAAACACACUGGAUGUCACCGCGACUGAAACAUAUAUCCCUACUUCUGUCCAUAGCGACUGGGAGACAGUGACAGAUGCUACCACAGCGACAUCUACAGACUUACUUACUUCGACAAUCACCAGCGUCCUCACUGCAGGAACCACCACAACAAUUACAACCACUAUUUCUGGGAUGUCUGUCCUCAAGCGUGCUCUCACAGAAAGUGCUAUUAUCCCUACCCCGACCGCCUUGACCACCUACUUGCCUGAUGAAUUGUCCAGCGCCUGCUCUGAACUGAACCUCCAGCCGGAGACUUCCACCGAAGUCGUUACCUCGACUGAGACAACGACCAUCUAUUCGACUGCUACUGGAGACUCGCUGUCCUAUAUAACCCAGUUUGUAACUGUCUGGGAGACUAUUACUGCCACCGGCUCUGAACUCAUGGUCACCUCGACAGAUGUCGUAAACAACCCUUCAACUGUGACGCUAGAUGUCUACUCAACUUUUGAAACAGAUAUCUCGCUGACGCAAACAACUACCGCUACUGCUACCGUCACCGAGGACGAUGUCACUACAAUCACUGACUCUGCCACCGUCGAUAUCACUACCUGGGCAACAACUGUUGCAACUGUAGAUGUCACAACAGACGAGACUUUGACUGCAACUGUUGAGGCUUCCACAACUUUGACAAACACCAACUCCAUCACAGUGACUCUGGAGGAAACUGCUACAGCCACCGCGGAUGUCACUGUUUCCACUACGCAGUCGACCACUUUCGACGUCACGGACGUUCUGACUGUCACUUCCACCUCAUCCCUGACGCUGACAGUACCUACCAAUAUCGAAACCACAAUCACGAGCACCGUAUCCGUAACCGGCACGGCAGUGGUAACAGCAGUGGUUGAUGUUACAGCCACACAAACAACCUCAACCACCAGCACCGUGACCGCAACUGCAACGGCAAACUGUGGUGUUAAUCUUGUGACUAAUCCUACUUUUAACGUCAACAACGCCUUCUCUCUCUCCGGCUGGUCGGCCUCAGGCCGCAGCCUCUCAGUCGGAUCUUCUUCUGGCUCAGCAAUCGGUACUACUUACGUAUUCUAUUAUGCUGGCACCAUCCCGCAAACCUACACGCUCUCUCAGUCGUUGAGCACUUUGCCGACCAUUACAUACACCGUCUCAUUCUGGUGGAGAACGGGCGCUCAAAGUGCAUCAUUGAUUGUUUCGCUUGGAUCUGAAACUGUAACUUAUCAUUCCCCGAUCAACAAGCUCGGUGUCUGGAUCCAGGAGACAUUUACCUAUACGGCUACCGCCUCCUCGUCGCAGCUUACAUUCGAGUUUGUCCCCUCCACACUCUCGGCAGCAUACGCCGGCACAAAUGAAAUCGACCUUCGAUGGAUCGCCUGGUCCAACUGGACAUACACAAGUCAUCCAGUCAAGGGAUUACUCGAUAAUGCUUCAAGUUCCUGGCUCGUAUUCAAUGGCCUAGACACAUUCGCUACAAUUGAGCUGUGCAAUCAGGUCGUGGGUACCGCAAACAACCAGUUCCGUCAAUGGCAAUUCGAUAUUUCGGAUGCGUUGAAGUCGUGUAAGGGCGAUCCAGUUAUUAGUAUUAAUUUUGGAAGUGCACCGGAAAUCGCGAAUGCGAUUGCUAAUGAGACAGGACAAGAAACAUGGCCUGUUGGCGUUCAAGGUCUUUUCGAAUUCGAUAAUAGAUGGUUUAUUCGGAAAGAACAAUCGGAUUUUGGCUGGGAUUGGGGUCCCGCUUUCUCACCGACUGGGCCGUGGCAGCCGGCUUACUUGGUUCAAUUCAAGCCUAAUGAUGGUGUCUAUGUGCUGAAUACAGAUAUCGACAUUCACCGUGAGGGACAGGUUAAUUGGUUGCCUCCAGACCAAAGCAAGCCAUGGGUCGUCAAUGCGAGCAUAGAUUAUUUGGGUACACUACCAAAGGGGGCCUCAUUGACUGUCGAGAUCAAAGAUUCUCAGAACAAGACGACUAUUGCUUCGGGAUCAUUGAAGAACGUGACAACUGCCGGGAAUAGUAUUUCUGGAAUUACAACUGUUGGUGCCAAUAUACCGAAAUUAUGGUGGCCGACUAGCAUGGGAGACCAAAAUCUCUAUUAUAUCACCAUCAACGUCGUCGACAGCAAUAACAAAACCUUAGCCAGUGUCACAAAACGCACAGGUUUUAGAACAAUUGUUCUCAACCAGACAAAUAUCACCGAUGCCCAACUCGCACUCGGUAUAGCGCCUGGAGCGAACUGGCAUUUCGAAAUCAACGGUCAUGAGUUUUAUGCAAAAGGUUCCAACUUCAUUCCGCCGGACGCUUUCUGGCCGCGGGUUACUGAAGGUCGUAUGAAGAGGUUAUUUGACUCGAUUAUUAAGGGUAAUCAGAAUAUGCUCAGAGUAUGGGCGUCUGGUGCCUAUCUCCCGGACUUUAUAUACGAUAUCGCGGAUGAAACAGGUGUGCUUUUGUGGAGCGAAUUCGAGUUCAGUGAUGCACUAUACCCUGUUGAUCAAGUGUUUCUCGAUAACGUUGCGGCAGAAGUCACCUACAACGUUCGCAGAGUUAAUCAUCACCCUUCACUUGCGCUCUGGGCUGGCGGUAACGAGCUGGAGAGUUUGGAACUGCUUUUAGUAAAAGAAACCGACCCUGAAGAGUAUCCCCGAUAUGUCGGCGAGUACGAGAAACUAUUCAUCAGCUUGAUCUUCCCCUUGGUCUACGAUAAUAGUCACUCGAUAAGCUACACGCCCACCUCAACUGGGAAUGGAUAUACCAAGAUCGAUUUCUCUCUACCCGUCCCCAUGGUAGAGCGAUACGAGAACGUGACUCCUGGUGAAUACUACGGCGACAGUGAUUACUACAACUACAACAGCGCCGAAGCGUUCGAUAUGAGCCACUACCCCGUCGAUCGAUUCGCAAACGAGUUUGGAUUCCACAGCAUGCCCAGUCUGCAAACUUGGCAACAGGCCGUCGCCGACGAGGAUUUACAGUUCAAUAGCUCAGUGAUAUUACAUAGGAAUCAUCAUUAUCCACCAGGAGGAUUGUCGACGGAUACCACACUCAGCGCAAAAGGGAUGGGCGAGAUGACUAUCGCCGUUGAGCAAUAUUACCCGAUUCCCUCGAAAUCGGACCCCAUUGAGAAUUUCAGUGCCUGGUGUCUAGCGACGCAGCGGUUUCAGGCUGAUAUGUACAAAUCCGAGAUUCAGUUCUAUCGUCGUGGCAGUGGGCAUCCGGAGCGUCAGUUGGGUUCGUUGUAUUGGCAAUUAGAGGAUAUUUGGCAAGCACCGACGUGGGCUGGCAUUGAGUAUGAUGGUCGAUGGAAAGUGUUGCACUAUGUAGCCAAAAAUAUCUAUGAGCAUGUCAUUGUGGCGCCGUACUGGGAUCUGACGACUGGUCAGUUGAAUAUUACGGUCACUUCGGAUUUGUGGGAGUCUGUGUCUGGAAGCGUGAAUAUGACUUGGUAUGAUUUGAGUGGGAAGCCGUUGGAGAAGAAUGCGGGUAUCCCUUCGUCUGCAGCGUUUGAAGUUGGACCGUUGAAUAUUACUGAUAUUCUCACGACGAAUAUCAACGAUUUAUCAAUUCCGGAUAUCAAGGACGCUGUGCUAGUACUCUCGUUGUCUGCCAAAGGUCAUUUACCAAACAGCAGAACGACCACCCAAUUCUCACACGAGAACGUCUUUACUCCAGUCUUCACCAACGAAGCAAAACUAGUUGAUCCAGGACUCAAACUGUCAUACGAUAACCGUACUGCCAAGUUCACGGUUGAGGCGACAAAAGGUGUCUCGUUAUAUACGUGGCUGGAUUAUCCUGCGGGUAUAGUUGGGCAUUUUGACGAAAACUCGUUCGUCUUGGUCCCUGGACAGCCGAAGGAGAUUGGUUUCACGGUGCAAGAGGGCUCGUUGACCGAGCAUGUGGUGAAAAAUGUUACGGUGCAGAGUAUCUGGGAUCAAGCCGAGCGGACUUGA